Pneumocystis jirovecii RU7 is the source of this 1083-nucleotide messenger RNA. RefSeq lists its product as uncharacterized. The coding region runs from base 1 to 1083 and encodes 360 amino acids. The transcript has 5 exons. The record is from RefSeq and is a predicted model, not a curated record. NCBI's taxonomy places the organism in Eukaryota, Fungi, Ascomycota, Pneumocystomycetes, Pneumocystales, Pneumocystaceae.
AUGGAGAUUCCAAAUAAGUUCCAAAUUGCUCUGGCUAUUGUUAUUUGUCAGUCGAAACAGCCAUAUUUAACCAUUGAAGAAUAUAUUGAUUAUAUACGGAUUGCUUUGCGAAAAAAGAAUACAAAAAAAGAUGCAAAUGACAAUUGUGGAUGCUUUGAUAUUGUUUCUUUUUGGCGGAAUUUGUUUGAGAGUGUAGAUCGUGAAAAUGUUAAAUUACGUAUUAAAGUAAUGGAACUUGAAAAAGUUAAUCAAAAUAUGUCUCUUUAUACAGAUACUCAGUUUAAAGAUAUGCAUCUUCAGUUAGAAACGUCUAAUAAACAUAUAUUUGAUAUGGAAAAAAUAAAUAUACUACUCCAUGAUUCAAGAUCUGAAAAACUUUAUGACUCUUUUCAUUUGUUUUAUUUGUCUUGUUUAUUACCAACGUCAAUAAUUAAUGGUUCGGAAUUCCGACAUGCAAGUGUUUUUGAAGCAUUUAAACGAUUAUGCAAUUCACUGAAUCAUUAUAUUAUGGAUUCUAUAUCUAUGGCUCUAAAUUAUAGAAGAAUUAAAGUUUUUCGUACAAUUUUAGAAUAUAUAACAUAUGUCGCUAAGUUUUCAUGGAGUAACGAAAGUUAUUAUAUAAAUUCUCUUUCUAGUGUUUUUGAUGCAUUUUUUGAAUUAAUACGGUAUCAAUCUAACUAUCAUAUGACUUUAGAAAAAAAAAUGUCUACAUCUCUUGAAAUAGUUAAGGGCAAUUCAUAUGUUGAUGAGCGUUAUGAAAUCACAUGUCUUGUUUCGAAUAUAACAAAUCAAUUUCAUACACUUUUUCCUAUAGUUACUGAUUUACUUGUUAAACAUAUAAAAAUAAGUUAUAUACGAUGUGCUGAUCAUAAUAUACCUUUAGCAUCUAAAAAUUCAGAAAACUCUGCAUGUGGAUACUAUCUCUAUAAUCUUUCAGUUCUUUGUCAUAAAAAUCGUAAAAUUCCUUCUGAUAAUCUUGAACAACUUAUAAAAUUAGUUGAAAGAAAUUCUAGAGAUUCUAGGUGUUUUGAACUUGAUAAAACUCUUUGGAAUACAAUAUGUUAUCUUUCUUUUAUGGAAUAA